Messenger RNA from Ornithorhynchus anatinus (platypus), 1150 nucleotides. It is a transcript of the gene FAM174C, whose product is annotated as family with sequence similarity 174 member C. The transcript is spliced from 3 exons. Gene Ontology annotation, cellular component: extracellular region. The record is from RefSeq and is a predicted model, not a curated record. Lineage: Eukaryota; Metazoa; Chordata; Mammalia; Monotremata; Ornithorhynchidae. The coding region runs from base 30 to 389 and encodes 119 amino acids.
UCUUCUCCCCCCGCCCCUCCCCCCCCGCCAUGGGGCCGAGUCUCCUGCUGCUCGUGCUGCUCCGGGCGUUCCGAGCCGUCGAGGGACAGGUUCCACCGUCGCCGCUGCUCGCGACCAACGGAAGCCUCCCGGACACCCCGCUCCUUCCGCACAACAGUACGUGGCUGAGGGGGCCGGAGCCCGCUCGCGGUUCCGUGGUCACACGGGCCUUUGCCGUGCUCAGCGGCAUCUGCAUACUAGCAGCUCUGUACUUCCUCAUCCGGGCCCUCAGAUUAAAGAAGCCUCAGAAGAAGAAAUACGGUCUGCUUUCCAACACGGAUGACACCAUGGAGUUAGCCUUUCCAUACAGUGAUGAAGACACGAUCUUUGAGACCAGGAAUCUGAGAUGAUGAUGAUCUGGAGUCCAUGGUUGGCCACUGUCCAGACCAACCGAGAUGGGGGGCCAUGGGGCCAGAGAGCCGAGGAUAGCCCGCGUUUAUUUUUCUAAUGGUUAAUGCACCGUACAAUGUUUAUAAUGGGGGGUGGGAGGGAGGUUGGAGGGGAAUGCUGAAAUGUGUGUAGGGGGGUGAGGGAGGGCGUACUUGGGCCCAGGAAUGCCUUGUUGCACUGCGAUUGGGGGUCGGUGCGGCUCUCUGAACGUUCCUAGUCGGGGUAUAAAGCCAGAGACUCUGCGGACCUGGGAGGUGGCUGGUGUCUCAGUUUCCCUGCAAUGUCUUCCUCCUGCUCCCCACUUCCUAUUCCUUUCAAACUGAAACAGCCCCUGGCUGACGAGACCACUCAGUGAUGCAGUUCCAUGGGGGAGAUGGGGACCGUUGUCUCUCCGGCCAUCGGGGGCCAGAAGGGGUGAAAUCAUUUUUCCCAAACAUUUGGGAGAAUGCAUCAGCAGUGAAAGACAUAAAUUAUUUACCAAUAAAACGAAUAAAUAAUUGACUUGUUCGUAUGUACAUUAGUGCUGAAGAUGAGUAUAAAUACUAUAAUGCUAAGGGUGGACUUCCUCUCCUAAACAAACCAGAUGAUCCCUGCCUGCCCCCCCCCCAGCCCUCUUCUCCCAAGAUGCAUUUGAUUUUGUUGGCAUUUUGGCUUUUCAGAUUGUUGGCUGAGUGCACAGGGACCAGAUGAUUGAAAUAAAUAGCAAAAUGAAAGUGGGAGA